AUGCAUCCCUCUUCUCUGCUUGUGCUCCUCUCUGCCUCGGCUUCUCUCGUCGCCGGCAAGACAACUACCACCAUCGACAAGGCCGAGGCUUCGUGCUCCGCCGCGCUCGACGAGUAUGUCGAGGGCAUCCCCACGGUCCCGACAAAGCUCAUGGACGCCGUUGCGACCAACACCAACCUCCGACGCCCUCAAGAAACUGGAGAUGUGUGCAACAUUGCUUGGCCCUCCGAGGUCCAGAGUGACAUCCGGGAGUACGGCUCGUCCGUCCUAGCCUGGUACACCUCCCACGAGCAGAGCAUCUCAACCCUCUUCAGCCAGUGUCCCGAUGCCAAGGCAUAUGGCUACGUCUCCUCGUGCGCCGAUCUCUGGGCCACAUACAGCGCCGUGCCCAACUCUGCCUCCGCAACUGCCACCGCCACGCAGACAAAGAGCGCGAGCAAGACCGCCAGCAAGUCCAAGGGCUCGGCCACUCCCACCUCAAGCACCGAUGAUGCCUCCACCACUUCAUCUAGCGAGUCCUCUGUUACUACUCCCGCCGGCUCCUCAACCUUCACGACCGCCACCUCGACAUCCGCCUCAACUGCCGGCGCCGCAUCUUCGUCAACCCAGGGCGGCGCAGCUCCCAAGGAGACUGGCAUGAGGAUCGCCGCCGUGGCCGUGGCCGGUCUGGUUGCUGCUGUUGCCGCCCUGUGA
Molecule: messenger RNA, 693 nt
Organism: Clonostachys byssicola
Lineage: Eukaryota; Fungi; Ascomycota; Sordariomycetes; Hypocreales; Bionectriaceae
Source: the annotation of a GenBank genome assembly